Messenger RNA from Gopherus evgoodei (Goodes thornscrub tortoise), 2401 nucleotides. RefSeq names its product G protein-coupled receptor kinase 7 (gene GRK7). The transcript is spliced from 4 exons. Gene Ontology annotation, biological process: signal transduction; protein phosphorylation; regulation of signal transduction. Bases 292 to 1950 code for a protein of 552 amino acids. Gene Ontology annotation, molecular function: ATP binding; rhodopsin kinase activity. NCBI's taxonomy places the organism in Eukaryota, Metazoa, Chordata, Testudines, Testudinidae. The record is from RefSeq and is a predicted model, not a curated record. Gene Ontology annotation, cellular component: cytoplasm.
UGACAGCAGUGGGAAGGUUUUCCUGGGAUGUCAUCCCACUGGCUAUAGAUAGCAACCCCAAAGCUCCUUAGAGAGAAACCUCUUACCAGUCACUUUCCACAAAUGGUACAUACACCGAAAGGUACUUAAUGAAAAUCCUUGAGAGGUAUUUAAUGCUAAAGCAGCUAGUCUCCUCAGUGUCUCUCUGAAGCCCACACAAACACACGCAGGCCGGGAGAGGUGCAAAACAGCCCCAGGACCAGUGAGUGACUUUGCCCCAGCCAGGCUUUGCCACCCCAAGAGCUCACCAAGAUGUGUGACAUGGGGGGUUUGGACAACCUGAUUGCCAACACAGCAUACCUGCAGGCCAGGAAGAGCACAGAAGGGGACACCAGAGAGAUGCAGAGGAGGCGCAAGAGCCUCUCGCUGCCCAAGCCUGAGCAGUGCACAGAGGUCAGGCAGGCCCUCCCGGCUGAGUAUGAGAGUAUCUGCGAGCAGCAGCCCAUUGGCAAAAGGUUCUUUAAGGAGUUCUUAGAGACCGUGCCUGAAUACCUGGUGGCCAGGGACUUCCUGGAUGAGGUGUCCAACUGGGAGCUGGCAGAGGACAAUGCCAAGAGUAGCAUCAUGCAGAGCUUGGUCACCAACUUCCUGAAGUCUGGCUCCAAGGGCUACCUAGCGUUCAUGAGCUCAGACCUGGCCAGCAAGUGCCAGGCUGCCACUGAGAAGGACUAUGAGAGUAUCUUGCAGCUGGCCAAGGAGGAGACCAAGGCUUUCCUCCAGGAGAAACCCUUCCAGGACUUCCAGAGAACCCCCUUCUAUGACAAGUUCCUGCAGUGGAAAGUCUUUGAGAGGCAGCCAGUAAAUGAGAAGUACUUCUACGAGUUUCGGGUGCUGGGCAAAGGUGGCUUUGGAGAGGUUUGUGCCAUUCAGGUGAAAAAUACUGGCAAGAUGUAUGCCUGCAAGAAACUGGAUAAGAAGAGGCUGAAGAAGAAAGGUGGGGAGAAGAUGGCUCUGCUGGAGAAGCAGAUCCUAGAGAAAGUUAACUGUCCUUUCAUAGUCACCCUGGCAUAUGCCUAUGAGAGCAAGAGCCAUCUGUGUCUUGUUAUGAGCCUCAUGAAUGGAGGGGAUCUUAAAUACCAUAUCUACAAUGUGGGAGAGAGGGGCUUGGAAAUGAACAGGAUCAUCUUCUAUUCAGCUCAGAUCACCUGUGGGAUUCUGCAUCUCCACUCCAUCAGAAUCCUGUACAGGGACAUGAAGCCAGAAAAUGUUCUCCUGGAUGAUAAUGGCAACUGCAGAUUGUCUGAUUUGGGCUUGGCAGUGCAAGUCAAAGAGGGGAAAACCAUCACCCAGAGGGCUGGGACUAAUGGUUAUAUGGCUCCUGAAAUCCUGAAGGAAGAGAAUUACUCCUACCCUGUGGACUGGUUUGCUAUGGGAUGUAGUAUUUAUGAGAUGGUUGCGGGUCGAACUCCAUUCAAGGAUUUCAAAGAAAAGGUCAGUAAGGAUGAAGUGAAAAAAAGAACCUUGGAAGAUGAGGUGAAAUUUGAGCAUGCCAACUUCACGGCGGAAACAAAAGAUAUUUGCAGGCUGUUCUUGGCUAAGAAAUCAGAGGACCGUUUAGGAAGCAGGUAUGGAUUAUUUCCCAUGUUUAAAAAACAUGCUUUCUUCAAAACAAUUAACUUCCACAGGCUGGAGGCAGGCCUCAUAGACCCCCCUUUUGUGCCAGAUCCAUCAGUUGUCUAUGCCAAAGAUGUCGCAGACAUUGCUGACUUCUCUGAAAUCCGGGGGAUUGAGUUUGAUGACAAAGAUAAGCAAUUCUUCAAGAAAUUUGCGACAGGUGCUGUCCCUAUACCAUGGCAGGAAGAAAUUAUUGAAACAGGACUGUUCGAAGAACUGAAUGAUCCUAACAGAAUAGCUACUGGGGAAUGUGCAAACGGAGGUGAAGCCAAGUCAGGAGUUUGUUUGUUGUUGUAAAUAUCACAGAUUUUAACAAAUAUUAACAAAAAGAGUGAAAAUGCACCACAGAACUUUCCAAAUUCUAACAAUGUUUCAAAAACUCAGCUAAGCUGUUUAACGAGAACCGAUCAACCUAAAAUAUGACAUCAACAGGACAAGUAGGAGCACAAGCUGAAUGGACAUUCUACUACUUUGUUCUCGCAACAGAGAUAAUCUGUUUAUUGUGCUGGAAGCUAUCAAGAUGAAGAAUCAGGUUUAUUUUAGGAAACAUAGAAGGAUAGCACUCCAUCACUCUGUGUAUGUGAAAUAUGAAAACAAUAACAGGGUGAGGAGGCACUUGUUCUGAAAAUGAAUGAGUCUUCCAUUAUAAUACACUCAUUUCCUUUCUUGAUCUCUCUCUCUCUCUCUCCUUUUCUUAAAUCAAAUGUUUCCCUUUGUUCUAUAGUUUUCAAUAAAGGCUUUUAAAUGA